This is a messenger RNA of Balaenoptera musculus (blue whale), 2837 nucleotides long. RefSeq names its product zinc finger protein 23 (gene ZNF23). Gene Ontology annotation, cellular component: nucleus. Gene Ontology annotation, molecular function: DNA-binding transcription activator activity, RNA polymerase II-specific; RNA polymerase II cis-regulatory region sequence-specific DNA binding. Gene Ontology annotation, biological process: regulation of transcription by RNA polymerase II. NCBI's taxonomy places the organism in Eukaryota, Metazoa, Chordata, Mammalia, Artiodactyla, Balaenopteridae. The transcript has 3 exons. The record is from RefSeq and is a predicted model, not a curated record. Bases 338 to 2359 code for a protein of 673 amino acids.
CUGGCUCCGAGGCUCUGGGUGCGGUUGGGACGCUCCUUCCCCCUGCGUUGGCGGUGGGUUUCCUGUCGGGGGGUGGGGCUCUUCCCCCCAUCCUCGACUCCCGCUUUGGACUUGGUGGCCGAUGACGUUCCGUCUCGUGGAAGGCGAAGCCCGGGUUACUGCCACAGCCACGAAGCCCCGAGCAUUUAGCACUUUGGGGAAGAUGCUACUCGCCUUUUGGGAACUUGUGUUGGAGCAGCCAGGGGGUGGAAUAUUUGCAGGGGUGAAGCGGCCUGAGGUGAUAUGAUGAGUCUUUUGACAUGCUGAGGUCGUGUAGGGGCUUUUACCUGCACGUUUUAUGCAUUUCAAGUAUGGACUGUAUGCGCCCCGCCUCCUAACACAGGGUGUGAAUCGAGGCCAGUGGGGGAGCAGAAAAAGCAGAGCUCCUCCAGGCCACAGAAGAAGCCCGACUUUUGAGGGCACUGUCUUCUGGAGCCGUGUCAGUUCCAAAAGCUCCAGUCCUUCUCUGAGAGGGAGACCAGGUGAUGGCAGCCAUGCUCCUGACAGCCUGGCCCCAGUAAAUAUUGAUAUCCAGACUGACAAUAAUUUGACAGAGGAAAUGUAUGAAGAAAAACAUAAUACAUCAUUUGAACUUCAAAGGAACUCGUCCCAGGAAACAGACUUUUCAGAAACCUAUAUUCUAGAGAAACAGCAGGAAGUCCACUCAGUAGGAAGUAUGGAGAAAGAAAACAGGAGUGUCAUUGAUGGGACAGUGAAAGACGAUAUAAGCCCCAUGGAGGAGUGUUUCUUUAGGCAAAGUCCAAACUUGAAUCAGUGUCAUACCAUCUCUGCUGGAGAUCAGCCCCCUGAGUGUACAGGAUUGGAGAAAGCCUUCAGCUUUGACACAAAACCUAUUCAACAUGAAAUAAUUAAUUCUGGGGAAAGACCUUUCAAAUGUGAAGAAUUAGUGGAAAGCUUUAGGUGUAACUCUCAACUUAAUCAGGAUCAAGAUAGCUACACUGGGGAGAAGCCCCAUCAACCUAAGGAGUGUGGCAAAGCCGUUAGCAUUAAUGCAAAAUUAAUUUGGCAACAAAGACUUCACAGUGGGGAGAAGCCCUUCAAAUGUGUAGAGUGUGGAAAAAGCUUCAGUUACAGUUCCCAUUAUAUCACACAUCAGACUAUCCACAGUGGGGAGAAGCCCUAUCAGUGUAAGGUGUGUGGCAAAGCCUUCAGCGUUAAUGGGAGUCUGAGUAGGCAUCAGAGAAUCCAUACAGGAGAGAGGCCCUAUCAGUGCAAGGAGUGUGGGAAUGGCUUUAGCUGCAGUUCUGCAUAUAUCACACAUCAGAGAGUCCACACUGGAGAGAAACCUUACGAGUGUAAUGACUGUGGGAAAGCUUUCAAUGUUAAUGCAAAAUUAAUUCAACAUCAGAGGAUCCACACUGGAGAGAAACCUUAUGAAUGUAAUGAGUGUGGGAAAGGCUUCAGGUGCAGCUCCCAGCUUAGGCAGCAUCAGAGCAUCCACACUGGAGAGAGACCCUAUCAGUGUAAGGAGUGUGGAAAAGCCUUUAGUAAUAAUGCAAAACUCAUUCAGCAUCAAAGAAUUCACACAGGAGAGAAACCCUAUGCGUGUACUGAAUGUGGAAAAGCCUUUGGCGUCAAAGGGAAGUUAAUCCAGCACCAGAGAAUCCACACGGGUGAGAAACCCUAUGAGUGUAAAGAAUGUGGGAAAGCCUUCAGAUGUAACUCCCAGCUUCGUCAGCAUCUGAGAAUCCACACCGGGGAGAAGCCCUAUGAGUGUAAUGAGUGUGGAAAGGCCUUCAACGUUAAUGCAAAACUAAUGCAGCACCAGAGGAUUCACACUGGGGAGAAGCCCUUUGAAUGUAAUGAGUGUGGGAAAUGCUUUACUUCUAAAAGAAACCUAGUUGAUCAUCACCGAAUCCACACUGGAGAAAAGCCUUAUCAGUGUAAGGAAUGUGGGAAAGCCUUCAGCAUCAAUGCCAAACUAACUAGGCAUCAGAGAAUACACACUGGGGAGAAACCAUUCAAAUGUAUGGAAUGUGAGAAAGCAUUUAGCUGUAGUUCUGACUAUAUUGUACAUCAGAGAAUCCAUACUGGAGAGAAACCCUUUCAAUGUAAGGAGUGUGGAAAAGCCUUCCAUGUUAAUGCCCAUUUAAUUCGGCAUCAGAGAAGCCACACUGGGGAGAAACCUUUCAGAUGUGUGGAGUGUGGCAAAGGCUUCAGCUAUAGUUCUGACUGUAUUAUACAUCAGACUGUCCAUACUUGGAAGAAACCCUAUGUGUGUAAUGUGUGUGGGAAAGCCUUCAGGUUUAGCUUCCAACUUAGUCAGCAUCAGAGUGUCCAUAGUGAAGGAAAGUCCUAAUGAGAAGGAUGUAGAAAACUGUCAAGGUUAAUGCUGAACUAGAUCAAGUAUCCUCAGAUUCACCCUGGUGGAAAACCCUGAGAGAGAAAUGGAUAUGGCAGAGUCUUCACAAGGAAACAAAUCUUUUCCAUUUUAUUCAAUUUUAGAUCAAAAAUGACAACCAGUUUUAAAAUAACAUCCAAAAAUAAAUAGUUUGUUUUAUACCAACAACCAUUAGAAAAUAUAAUGAAAGAAAAUAUCCCCAACAGCAUCAAGAAAAGUUGAUUUUCUAGGUAUAAACUUAGUAGGACCUAUGUGGAGAAAUUAUGAAUCUCUGCUGAGGGGCACAAAAGGAAAGUUAAAUAAAUGGGGGGGAGAGAGAGUGAUACCUUGUUCUUAGAUAGAAAAACUCAUAAAGAUACUACCUACCUAAAUUAAUUUAUUGCCCUUUUACUUUUGACAACAAGCAUGCAUCACUUUUGUAAAGAGGAAAAACAAU